Molecule: messenger RNA, 4341 nt
Organism: Propithecus coquereli (Coquerel's sifaka)
Lineage: Eukaryota; Metazoa; Chordata; Mammalia; Primates; Indriidae
Gene: NPHP4
Product: nephronophthisis 4
Exons: 29
Coding region: 16-4302 (1428 amino acids)
Biological process (GO): negative regulation of canonical Wnt signaling pathway; protein localization to ciliary transition zone
Cellular component (GO): ciliary basal body; ciliary transition zone; cytoskeleton
Source: RefSeq, a predicted model, not a curated record
CCUCAGACGGGCAGCAUGAAUGACUGGCACAGGAUCUUUGCCCAAAACGUGCUUGUCCCUCCCCACCCACAGAGAGCACGCCAGCUGUUGAAGGAAUCCUCAGCAUUUCAGUGUGUCCUGAAGUGGCUUGACGGGCCAAUAAUUAAGCAGGGUGUGCUGGCAGUGCUGUCGGAGGUUGAAUGCCAUCUGCGGGUGUCUUUCUUUGAUGUCACCUACCGACACUUCUUCGGGAGGACGUGGAAAACCACAGUGAAGCCGACUGAGCAGCUCUCGAGGCUGGCGUCCAGGAUUGUGUUCAAUGAGCCCUUGUAUUUUCACACGUCCUUAAACCACCCUCAUAUCGUGGCUGUGGUAGAAGUGGUUGCUGAAGGCAAGAAACGCGACGGGACCCUCCAGACGUUGUCAUGUGGUUUUGGAAUUCUUCGGAUCUUCAACAGCAAUUCGGGAUCUCCUUCCUCUGCGUCCCAGGACAGACGGUUGCGGCUGUACCACGGCACCCCCAGAGCCCUCCUGCACCCGUUUCUCCAGGACCCCGUGGAGCAAAACAAACACAUGACCCUCAUUGAGAACUGCAGCCUGCAGUACACCCUGAAGCCACACCCGCCCCUGGAGUCCGCAUUCCACCUUCUUCCCGAGAACCUUCUAGUGUCUGGUCUGCAGCAGAUCCCUGGCCUCCUUCCAGUUCACGGAGAGACGGGAGACGCCCUCCGGAAGCCUCGCCUUCAGAAGCCCGUCACGUGGUACUUGGACAAUUUAUUCUUCACCCUGUACCCCUCCCUUGAGAAAUUCGAGGAAGAGCUUCUGGAACUCCUUAUCAGCGACCACUUCCAGGAGGGCGCGCGGGAUAGCAGUGCCCUGGAGAUCCUGGAGCGGCGCCUGCACGUGGGUGUGCACAACGGUCUGGGCUUCGUGCAGAGGCCGCAGGUGGUCGUGCUGGUGCCCGAGAUGGACGUGGCCUUGACACGCUCAGCCAGCUUCAGCAGGAAAGUGAUCUCCUCUUCAAAGACCAGCUCUGGAAACCAAGCUCUAGUGUUGAGAAGCCGCCUCCGACUCCCCGAGAUGGUCAGUCACCCGGCGUUCGCAAUCGUCUUUCAGCUGGAGUACGUGUUUAACGGUCCUUCGGGAGUGGACGGCAACGCAGCUUCGGUCACCUCUCUGUCCAACUUGGCGUAUAUGUACAUGGUGCGCUGGGCUGUUUGGAACCCCUCGCUGGAAGCCAGUUCUGGGAGGGUGGCCUUGCCUCUCCGGGGCGGGCUCCAGCCCAACCCCUCACACUGUCUGGUCUAUAAGGUACCCUCAGCCAGCAUGAGCUCCGAAGAGGUGAAGCAGGUGGAGUCGGGAACAGUCCAGUUCCAGUUCUCGAUGGGCUCAGAAGAACACCUGGACACACCCACCGAGCACGUCGAUGGCCCCAUGGUUGAGCGGCAGCCCGCCAGGAAGCCACCCACGUCUCCUUCAAGCCCACCAGCAUCAGCACCCCACGGUCUCGCUGCCACCCAGGACUCACCCGUGGGACCAGGGUUGUCGCUCUCCCAGCUGGCGGCUUCCCCGCAGUCCCCAGCUCAGCGCCGCGCAGCCAGACCCGCUUCGCAGCAGCCAGACGGCUCUCCGCCCUCCCCAGCCCAGGCAGCAUUCCCGUUGGAGGGCAGCGUGUCUCACCUGGAAGCUGACCUGAGCCAGGCUCCCGUGGUCCUGGAAACAUCAGUUGCUGAACAGUUACAGGAGCUGCCGUUCACGCCUUUGCACGCCCCUAUUGUCGUGGGAGCCCAGACCAGGAGUUCAGGGAGCCAGCUCUCCAGAGCCUCCAUGGCGCUGCUGCGGUCCUCUGGCUGCCCUGAGAUUCUCGAUGCCAGUCGGCAACCAGCCGAAGCUGUGAAUCCUGCAGAUCCGGUGGUGUUUAACCCUAAAAAGGAGGAAUCAGAUUGUCUACAGAGCAACGAAAUAGUGCUACAGUUUCUUGCCUUCAGCAGAGUGGCCCAGGACUCCCGAGGAACGUCAUGGCCAAAGACUGUGUAUUUCACCUUCCAGUUCUACCGCUUCCCACCUGCGACAACGCCACGACUGCAGCUGGUCAAGCUGGAUGAGACUGGGAAGACCAGCUCUGGCUCCCUGUCCCAUGUCCUCGUUCCCAUCGGCAAAGAUGGCUGCUUUGAUGCUGGGUCUCCUGGCUUCCAGCUGAAAUACAUGGUGGACCCCGAGUUCCUGAAACCCGGCGAGCAGCGCUGGUUCAUCCGCUACCUGGCCUCUCAGACGCUGCAGGUGGACGUCUGGGACGGGGACUCCCUGCUCCUCCUUGGGUCUGCCGCCGUCCAGAUGAAGCACCUCCUCCGCCAGGGCCGGCCGGCCGUGCAGGUCUCGCAGGAGCUGGAGGUGGUGAUGACUGAAUAUGAGUGGGACACCAUGGCGGCGAGUGGAGACGUGACGGGAUUUGGCAGGGUCAAGCCCAUCGGCGUCCGCUCGGUGGUGAAGGGCCGGCUGUACCUGACCUUGGCCAACGUGGGUCACUUGUGUGAACAGAAAGUGAGAAAUUCUAGCUCAUUGCCACCGUCCAGAUCUCGAGUCAUCUCGAACGACGGAGCCAGCCGCUUCCCUGGAGGCAGCCUCCUCACGAGCGGAGGCCCGAGACGUGAGUUAGCUAACGUGGUCCAAGCGCAGAAGUUGGCUGAUGUGGACAGCGAGCUGGCCGCCGUGCUGCUGACCCACACCCGGGGGACCAAGGCGCCCCAGGGCGCUGGCUGCGAGGUGGAUGCCGUCCGCAGGCGCAAGCUGGAGCGGAUGCGGUCCGUGCGCCUGCAGGAGGCCGGAGGAGAGCUGGGCCGGCGCGGGAUGAGCCUGUUGGCUCAACAGAGCGUCCGUGCACAGCACUUGCGAGACCUGCAGGUCAUCGCCGCCUACCGGGAGCGUGCCAAGGCCGAGAGCAUUGCCAGCGCGCUGAGCCUGGCCAUCACCACGUGGCACACGCUCUACGCCACGCUGGGCACCGCCGAGUUCUUUGAGUUCACGCUGAAGAACCCCCACAACACGCAGCACACGGUGACUGUGGAGAUUGACAACCCUGAGCUCAGCGUCGUCGUGGAUGCUCAGGAAUGGAAGUGCUUCAAGGACGCCGCCGGCCUGCACACGCCGGUGGAGGAGGACAUGUUCCACCUGCGUGGCAGCCUGGCCCCGCAGCUCUUCCUGCGCCCCCGCGAGACCGCCCACGUCCCCUUCAAGUUCCAGAGCUUCUCCGCGGGGCUGCCAGCCUCGGCGCAGGCCUCUGCUGAGCUGAGCUCCGAGAAGGGCACAGACGCCGGCUCACCUUGGACAUCCAGCACGAUGCCCACCAAACGUGCCAAGGUCCUGUUCCGAGCGGGCGGUGGCAAGCCCAUCGCUGUGCUCUGCCUCACCGUGGAACCGCAGCCCCACACGGUGGACCAGGUCUUCCGCUUCUAUCACCCAGAGCUCACCUUCCUGAAGAAGGCCAUCCGCCUGCCUCCCUGGCACACACUUCCAGGUGCUCGGGUGGGAAUGCCCGGCGAGGAGCCCCCAGUCCACGUUCGAUGUAGUGACCCGAACGUCAUUUGUGAGACCCAGAAUGUGGGCCCCAGGGAACCUCGGGAUGUGUUUCUGAAGGUGGCUAGUGGUCCAAGCCCGGAGAUCAAAGACUUCUUUGUCUUCAUCUACUCGGACCGCUGGCUGGUGGCGCCCGUGCAGACGUGGCAGGUCUAUCUGCACUCCCUGCAGCGCGUGGACGUCUCCUGUGUCACAGGCCAGCUGACUCGCCUGUCCCUUGUCCUUCGGGGGACACAGACAGUGCGGAAAGUGAGAGCUUUCACCUCACACCCCCAGGAGCUGAAGACGGACCCCAAAGGGGUCUUUGUGCUGCCACCUCGUGGGAUGCAGGACCUGCAUGUCAGCGUGAGGCCCCUCAGGGCGGGCAGCCGCUUCGUCCACCUCAACCUGGUCGAUGUGGACUGUCACCAGCUGGUGUCCUCGUGGCUCGUGUGCCUGUCCUGCCGCCAGCCACUCAUUUCCAAGGCCUUCGAGAUCACGUUGGCGGCAGGUGAAGGGAAGGGCGUCAACAAGCGGAUCACCUACACCAACCCCUACCCCUCCCGGAGGACGUACCACCUGCACAGCGACCACCCCGACCUGCUGCAGUUCAAGGAGGACUCCUUCCAGGUCGGAGGAGGAGAGACCUACACGAUCGGCCUGCGGUUCGCCCCUGGUCAGAGCGUGGGGGAGGAGGAGAUUCUCAUUUACAUCAAUGACCACGAGGACAAAAACGAGGAGACAUUUUGCGUGAAGGUUAUCUACCAGUGAGGGCUGGGGCGCUCGUCCUCCCUGCAGCCACCGGCCCCU